CUUAGCAAUUAGGGGACCCUGCGCGUCUUGGAUUCAUGUUUGAAAUCGCCUCCAAUCACCUCCACCAGCCCGACCUCUCCUUGUCCUCGACGAUACUGAAGAGUAAUAUAUCGCCCAUCUCGAAUAUACAAAGGAGCUUUAUCCACAACACAAAAACGAAAGAAGCAGACUCCGCACAAUGGCGCCUCAAGGGGAGAGCUCGAAAGAGAAACGACUGACAUCAAUAACGCCUCGAAAGUUUACUCGGUUCUUUACUCCAAGAUCCCAUGGCCCAAGUGCAGCUGGAUCAUUGAGGAGGAUUCUCUUUGAUGUCACCGCACCGGCGAACAAUCGAAGGGGGGUGCAGUCAAGUCCUAUCAGACCACUCAAUACGAUUGCGGACCAAGAGAAUAGCCCAAUUUCAUUUACUCGCGAUAUGAAGAGGCGCAAACUUCUACAUACUCCUGAGCCGACCUUGGCAGAGAAAAGCUCUCCUUGUGACGACCCAUUCAGCAGCUAUGCCGGGGACAUGACCCCGGAAUAUGGCCUUUCUUCUAGUUUUGCCGCCGAGGGCUUUGAAAGAUCCACCUGCGAACUAUCCACGCAUCCAGACUGCGGCGACGAUACUCCCAGGUGUACAGUUAGUGAGGAGCCAAGUACUGGGCGCUAUGCAUUACCAAUCCGAAGGUUGGCUUCACGAGGACUGGCAGGCAACUUGCUCCGCUCACGGCAUUGUUCAAUACCCUCCCGCCGCCAUGACACUAGUUCUCCUAUUUCUAGUAUGAAAUCCAACCUUCCAUGCGAAUGCAAGCUAAUUUUAUGUUUAGACUGGCAAGAUGAAACUGCACCAUUCUAUUCUCGCCCUGAAGACACACAUUUCUGCAGUAGUAUUGAGGGACCCGACCGUUGCAUACCUUUUUGUGUAGCAAGCUGCAACACAAACUCCUUAAUGGCUGUCGGUGAUGAGGAAGGCCGCAUACGGAUACUAGAAUCUGCAAAGGGGAGCCAACCUGCUUUCAAAGACAUAUAUGUUUCCUUCCGGCCGCACUCCAAUGCCAUCAUCGACAUGUGUUUCUCCCAAGAUGACUCCCUCAUCGCAACCGCCUCCGGCGACCAAACCUCCAGAGUAAUCGACAUGGCCACCCAAACAACAAUAUCAGUACUCAGCAAUCACACCGCCUCCCUCAAACAAGUCCGCUUCCAACCAGGCGCAGCCAACAACAGCGUCCUCGCAACAUCCAGCCGAGACGGCAGCGUCCAGAUCUGGGAUCUCCGAUGCAAAGGCAUGGAAGGCCCAGUUCAAAGCAUCCAAAUUCCCCUCGACCCCCUCGACAACCCCCUCCAACCCUCCCCUCCCUCCAGAUUAAACUACGGCGCCGUGAUUAACAGCAUCUACCAAGCCCACGCCCCCUCCCGCUCCCUACCCCCCCUCACCUCCACCGACGGCCCAACCCGCGGCGAGAUCCCCGGGCGCGCCGGCGAUGUCUCCGUCACAGCGCUCACUUUCCUUCCAGCAGGGCACGAACACCUCCUCCUCACGGCCUCCGAAUCAAACGCCACCGUCAAACUGUGGGACAUCCGCUCGCUCCAGCGCCCCCGUCGUCCUCCAACUGCCAUAUCCUCCACCGCAUUACCGCGGAGCCACAGCCAGUGGCGGCACUUCGGUGUCAGCUCGCUGAACAUCAGCGGCGAUGGAAGUAGGCUGUACUCCUUAUGCAAGGAUAAUACCGUGUACGCCUACUCGAUGGCGCAUCUCAUUCUCGGGCGCGCACCGGAUCUGGCAUCGAGGAAUCCGCCGAGGAGACAUGCGUUGGCGAGGGAGCAGGAGGGGCUGGGGCCGCUUUAUGGGUUUAGACAUAAGAAACUGCAUGUUACGUCUUUCUAUGUUAAGUCGGCCCUUCGCGAGGCGAGGGAGGGGAAGAAAGAGAUGCUAGCGGUGGGAAGUAGUGAUGGGUGUACCAUCUUGUUUCCUACUGAUGAGCGGUACCAUCGCCGUGGGGGUGCUGCUCCUAGUUCCGCGGCGGUUGAUACCGAGUCCGAUGAUGGGCAACCGCAACUCCCGCUUCUGCGGACACAGAGCGAAGCCCCUAGAGUCGCGGAUGAUAUCCCUAUCUACACCAACGGAACGCCGCUUGUGCGCGGACAUGAUAGGGAGGUGGGCGCGCUGACGUGGACAGCGGGGGGUGAGCUGGUUACUGUUGGGGAUGAUUUCUUGGUGAGGUGCUGGAGGGAGGGGGAGGGGGCGAGGGAUUUGAGGAUGGGUGGGGAGGAGGGGGGAAGGAGAUGGGGGGCGGGGUGGGCGGAUGUGGAGGGGAGUUAUGAUGAUGAUGAGUAG
Molecule: messenger RNA, 2314 nt
Organism: Pseudogymnoascus destructans
Lineage: Eukaryota; Fungi; Ascomycota; Leotiomycetes; Thelebolales; Thelebolaceae
Exons: 2
Coding region: 179-2314 (711 amino acids)
Biological process (GO): proteasome-mediated ubiquitin-dependent protein catabolic process
Cellular component (GO): nucleus
Molecular function (GO): protein binding; protein-macromolecule adaptor activity
Source: RefSeq, a predicted model, not a curated record